AAAGUCAACCAUUUUCCUGGCAUGUCAGAAAUAUGCCGCAAAGACCUACUGGCACGAAACCUUAACCGCAUGCUCAAAUUCUUUCCAAAAGACUAUAACUUCUUUCCAAAAACCUGGUGUCUUCCAGCUGAUCUCGGUGAAGUUUUGGCGUAUUCACGGUGUCAUCGGAACCGGACUUUUAUCCUGAAACCUGACAUCGGCUGUCGGGGUCGGGGGAUCUUCCUUACCAAGAACCUCAAGGAUGUCAAACCUUUUGAGAGGAUGAUCUGCCAAGUUUAUAUAUCUAAGCCAUUUUUGGUGGAUGGAUUCAAGUUUGACAUGAGGGUGUACACUCUGAUCUCUUCCGUUGACCCUCUGCGUAUAUAUGUUUACAACGAUGGUCUGGCCAGGUUCGCAACUAGCCGCUACUGCGAGCCUGCGCCCCACAAUAUUACCAACAUGUACAUGCACCUUACCAACUAUUCAGUGAACAAACACAGCCGAACGUACAUUGUGGAUGAAGAGGCUGGUAGUAAAAGGCGCAUCUCCACUCUGAACAACUGGUUGGAGAAGAAGCACUACAAUGUAGAGCAGAUCUGGGCGAGCAUCGAUGACAUCAUCAUCAAGACUGUGAUAGCUGGACACCCGACCUUGAAACACUCAUACCAUGCAUGCUUCCCCUGCCACGACUUCACCUUCGCCUGCUUCGAGAUUCUUGGGUUCGACAUCAUACUUGAUUACAAGCUCAAGCCACACCUGUUGGAGGUGAACCACUCUCCCAGCUACCACACGGAUGCGGAGCUGGACAGAGAUGUAAAGGAGAGCCUACUCAAGGAUACGUUCACCAUCCUGAACCUGACACGCUGUGAUAGGAAGCGAGUGAUGGAGGAGGAUCGGCAGAGAGUUCGAGAGAGACUCAUGCAGGCAAUUGUGACAAAGCCUCAAAUGCCUGAUAUGAAUGAUACGGCCAGCACUUUAGAUGCCCUCACAAGCCAAAUCAAGUGGGAGGAGAGUCACCUGGGCAACUACCGCCAGAUCUACCCCUCAGAUAGGGAUUCCAAGUAUCAGCUGUUCUUCACACAAACCCAGAGCUCUCUGUUCCAGGAGACAUUUGCGUCCCGUGCACGCGAAGAAGCUGGCCGCCUUCACCGUGAGGAGUUUGAGAUGAAGCUUCGAGGUGAAGCCAAUUUGCGGAUCGGCAACAGAUACAAACAGCCACAUCCUGAAUCUCCGCUCACUAAACCUAGGAUCAAGAAACUGCCUUCGAGGAAGAAAGAUUCAUCCAACUCGUUUGAACCUGUGCCAAUUGUUGAAGCCGAGGAGAAGGAGAGGGUAGCCCUCAUGGCCCAGAGAGAUUUUCUCAUUCGUAGUUUCCGAGUUGUAGACCAGGUUGCCUCGGUGUUGAAGAAAAUGUCUAACGAGAAGAUCAAAGUUGGCGAAACGAAGAGCGAAACCAAACCACAACCACCUCCUCCACCUAUGCCACCGAAGAAGCUGUGUUCUCUCCCGAAUACCACCUGUACAGAGCCUUUGAAUAAAACUGUUCAGAAACUGCCACCGAAAGAAAACCAAACAAAUUGUCAAUCUGUUAAAGGAACCGUAAUUGAACCUCCGACUACAUUGCAAGCAGCCAGUAAGGCGGAAGCGUACUUCAAUGAUCGAUGGCACACACCGAAAACUCUUAGUGCCAAAACCUCUUCCUCUGUCUUCCCGAACAAAAUGGCUCUGGAUCCUCCUGUACCCGGGUUACAAGUGAUGUGUAAUGAAGCAACAAUACGGGUGCGACCAGAUCUGCCUGCGUCUGCGCAGUGGCCCACGCUCGGUGCCAAGAGUACCAAGGCGCACAUCGCUCGGCACUUCUCCAACACCGUCAAGAUUCACGGGCUCGAGCGGCGACUCAGCAGUGAAAAGUUCAUCUCCUUUCAUUGAAUAUUUGCUCAAUGUUCAGCCUUGCUCAUCAAAGACUCUGUACGGUUUUUUGUUUCUAUGUGAAUUUUAGUAUUGUAUUGUUGAAAUUAAAGAAUAUACAGUUUUGCA
Messenger RNA from Homalodisca vitripennis (glassy-winged sharpshooter), 2016 nucleotides. RefSeq names its product tubulin polyglutamylase ttll6-like. Gene Ontology annotation, cellular component: cilium. Lineage: Eukaryota; Metazoa; Arthropoda; Insecta; Hemiptera; Cicadellidae. The record is from RefSeq and is a predicted model, not a curated record. The coding region runs from base 22 to 1908 and encodes 628 amino acids. Gene Ontology annotation, molecular function: tubulin binding; tubulin-glutamic acid ligase activity. Gene Ontology annotation, biological process: microtubule cytoskeleton organization; protein polyglutamylation. The transcript has 13 exons.